This is a messenger RNA of Emiliania huxleyi CCMP1516, 1440 nucleotides long. RefSeq lists its product as hypothetical. The coding region runs from base 1 to 1440 and encodes 479 amino acids. The transcript is spliced from 9 exons. The record is from RefSeq and is a predicted model, not a curated record. NCBI's taxonomy places the organism in Eukaryota, Haptophyta, Isochrysidales, Noelaerhabdaceae.
AUGAGUAUGGCGGAUCCAGAGUCAGGCGAGAUCAGCACCAACUGGUGGGCCAAGGCCAAGGAGCGCGUGCUGGAGCAGAGGAUCAUUGAGCAGGCGACGGAGAUAAGCUCGCUGCGUAUGAAGCUGGAGAGGCUGGAUGCAGAGGUCCAAUACGCGCACAAGUCCUGGGCACCCAGCCAGCCGCCUGCCUUGCUUCCUCGCGCACCGCUCUCAGUGGUCGAGCAGACCAUCGAUGAGCGGAUCCGCACCCUCUGCCAGACCGUCUGCGCCAUCGCCGUGGUCUACUUUGCGCUGUACUCCCUCAGCCACGUUCUCGUCCUCUUCUUCCUGGCCGUCGCUCUCAAGUACCUUUUGACUCCACUCAUCGACUUUCUCUCCUGCCAGCACCCGCUGUGUCAGCGACAUCAGCGCCGCUGCUUCCGGCUGCCGCGGCAAUGGGCGGUGUUUUUCGCGCUUGUGACCGUCGUCGUCGCGAUGACAAUGCUUUCGCUCAUUGUCGCCAACUCGCUCUCUGCCUUUGCGAGCAAGGCUGGCGUCUACAAUGCGCGCAUCGAGGCGAGCGGCCCGACAGACGAUAACUUGUUCGAUGCAAUCACUGCGGCGCAGAUAUCGCUAGGCAUGCUGAACGCGACCACUGCAGCCUCAGCCGAGGAAAAGAUGAGCCACUUUGCAGACCUGGAAAAGGAAAUGGCGAAACAGCUCGACGUGUCCGACCUGAUCGUCAAUUUUCUUGGCUCCGCCUCGGGCGUGCUGGAGAAUUCGCUCUACGUUGUGCUCUUCCUCAUCUUCAUGCUGGCCGGCAAGCAGAUCUACGCGUACAUCGGCGGCAAGGUGGCGCUCUCGAUUCUGGUGGGCGUGCUCCACGCCGUCAUCCUUUGCUGGAUCGGGCUCGAGACAUCCCUCUCGCUCGUCUUUGGCACACGCACCCCGCCAUGCAUGCUCACUUUCUGGUUGAAUUUUAUCCCUGCAAUCGGCGCACCCCUCGGCGUGCUGCUUCCGAUGCCCUUCGUCGGACUCGACCCGGAAUUCUCCACCAUGGAGGUUACGCUUGCCUUUGUCCUGCCCAUGGUGCUCGCGUUCCUCAACAAGGAUGUGAUCGAGACCAAGGUGUUCGCAAACACGACGAACCUCGACCCGGUGGGCGUCAUGCUCGCCAUCUUGCUAUGGGGUUCCGUCUGGGGCAUCACCGGCAUGGUGCUUGCCGUGCCCAUCACUGCCGUGCUGCGGAUCUACCUGGAGAACGUCGAGCAUCCGCUGAUGCGCUACCUCGCGAUCAAGCUCGGUGCCCCACUCGCGAGGGCGUCGCAGCUCAACGCUUUGGAGGAUGAAUCGCGUCGGAUGCGGGAUGCGGCUCUGUCAAUGCGCGCGCAGUCGCGCGCCGCGAUGGAUCCCGUUGAGCGUGGGACGGCCCCGUCAAUGAGCGGGGAGCGGCUGCUGUGA